AUGGAAAAUUUUCGCGCCAUAAUGUAUUACAACUUUCAAAGACAAUUAUCGCAACAAGAAUGCCUUGCUGAGUUACUGUCUGUUUUCGGCAACGAAGCACCACAUCAGUCGACAAUUUCCCGUUGUCUUAGCGACGAUCCCAGGGUGGGUGCACCAAAAACCGCAGUCACCCAGGAAAACCUCGAUGCUAUAAACAUGUGGCAUAUCGCGAGAUUGAGACGUCCUUGGAAAAUUUUAAAUGAAGAAUUAGGAGUAAGAAAAUUAGUUUCUCGUUGGAUACCCCACCUGUUGACUGAAGAGCAGAAAGCAGCCAGAGUUAAUUGGUGUCAAAAAACGCUUGACCGUUUCAAUUCCGGAAACUCAAAAAAUGUGUACAGCAUUUCGGCUGUUUGGGUGUUCCAAGGUGAAGAAAAGCCAACAAAAGUCAUCCGUUCUCGAAGUGUUUCGAAAAAGAUGGUCGCGACAUUUGUGUCAAAAGCGGGUCAUAUUGCAACAAUUCCUCUUAAUGAGCAAAGAACUGUUACUCUUCGAAAAAUCAACCCCGAAAGAAGAAUCAUCCUCCACCAAGACAAUGCAGCCCAAAAAACAAGGCAGUAUUUAACGGAAGAAAACGUGGAAUUAUUGGACCAUCCUCCAUAUAGUCCCGAUCUAAGUCCUAACGAUUUCUUAACUUUCCCGAAAAUUAAAAACAGACUGCGUGGUCAAAGGUUCCAGUCACCAGAAGAAGCAGUUGACGCAUUCAAAACUACCGUUUUGGAUCUGCCAGCAAACGAGUGUAUUAAAUGCUUCGAAAAUUGGUUCGAGCGCAUGCAGUUGUGUAUUAAUCUUCAAGAAUCGCUUUUACCAGUGGUGGAAGAAUGUUUGACAUCCGGCCAAGAUUUUGCGUUUCAGCAAGAUGGUGCAGCGUGCCAUACCUCAAAAAAGGCUAUAAAAUGGAUGGAAGAAAAUAGUGUACCACUUUUGAAAUGGGUUUCUAGCAGUCCAAAUCUGUCACCUAUUGAAACUUUGUGGCACGAGAUGAAAAAGGUUCUACGACAACAUCCUGCUCGUAUAAUCACCGAACUGAGACAAAAGCUUCAAGAAAUAUGGGAUUGCUUUAUACCAAAUUUUUGCCAAAAAUUGCCGUAA
Molecule: messenger RNA, 1128 nt
Organism: Acanthoscelides obtectus
Lineage: Eukaryota; Metazoa; Arthropoda; Insecta; Coleoptera; Chrysomelidae
Source: the annotation of a GenBank genome assembly